This is a messenger RNA of Protopterus annectens (West African lungfish), 2443 nucleotides long. It is a transcript of the gene SRPK3, whose product is annotated as SRSF protein kinase 3. Lineage: Eukaryota; Metazoa; Chordata; Ceratodontiformes; Protopteridae. The record is from RefSeq and is a predicted model, not a curated record. The transcript has 16 exons. Gene Ontology annotation, molecular function: protein kinase activity; ATP binding. Bases 175 to 2136 code for a protein of 653 amino acids. Gene Ontology annotation, biological process: spliceosomal complex assembly; regulation of mRNA processing; protein phosphorylation.
GGCUGAGGGGAAAAUGGGGCUGCUGGGUAAAAAGUGGGUACGGAGGUACGGAACUAUAGCCUAGGCACUAGAUGUCAAGUAGAAUCUGAUGAAUGUAAAGGCAAACAACUUAGAAUCGUUGUAUUAUUGCGAGAAUGAGGUUACACCUGUAGUCUACCCGGAUCAAGAAAAUUUAUGUUGAUGUUAACUGAACUCGCGUAUAUGGGGUCUAGCUGCCAGGGAAAAAAGAAUAAGAAGAAGCAACGCAAACAGAAAAGGGGCACAGGUGUCAGUGAGGAUCCUCCUGCUGUAGGACUGCAGGAUACUUACUAUGAGGAGGGUCCACAGGAAAUACCUCCACCUCAGACACCAACACCACCUCCAGUCCUUUUGCCGACCUUGCUGUCUCCUGAACUGCCAGCUGAACUUUUGGGUUCUGAUGAUGAAGAGCAGGAGGAUCCCAGUGACUACCGCCCAGGUGGCUACUACCCAGUGAAGAUUGGGGACUUGUUUAAUGGAAGAUACCAUGUGGUUCGCAAGUUGGGAUGGGGGCACUUCUCCACAGUGUGGCUUUGCUGGGAUAUACAGCGGAAGCGGUUUGUUGCACUGAAGGUUGUGAAGAGUGCUGAACAUUAUACUGAGACUGCACUUGAUGAGAUCAAACUACUGAAAUGUGUGAGAGAUAGUGACCCAAGUGAUCCAAAAAGGGAGACCAUUGUACAGCUCAUUGAUGACUUCAAAAUCUCAGGAGUGAAUGGAGUUCAUGUUUGUAUGGUAUUGGAAGUUCUUGGUCAUCAGCUGUUGAAAUGGAUCAUCAAAUCCAACUACCAGGGCUUGCCUUUGCCAUGUGUCAAAAACAUCGUUUACCAGGUACUUCAAGGACUUGACUACUUACACACCAAGUGCAAGAUAAUUCACACAGACAUUAAACCAGAGAACAUUCUUAUGUGUGUGGAUGAUGUUUAUGUCAGAAGACUGGCAGCAGAGGCCACAGUAUGGCAGCAGUCUGGUGCCCCACCACCAUCUGGGUCUUCAGUAAGCUCUGCUCCCCAGGAGAAGUUGAUUGGGAAACUGUCUAAAAAUAAAAAGAAAAAACUGAAGAGAAAACAAAAGCGUCAGGCCACUCUGUUGGAAGAAAGACUGAAAGAUAUCCAGAAACUAGAAGAACUAGGGGUGUGUCACGAAAGCCCUGCUGAACAAACACUGCUUGACAUACCUCCACAUGAAUCAUCAAGGGAUUCUGAAAUUAAACAUUCAGAUGAAGAGGAUGGCUGCAAGGGAGGAGCAUAUAUUAAUUCACAUGAUAAAUGCCAAGGAUGUGAUGUCACCAGUGGUACUGUUUGCUGGACAAAAAAGUGCCAUAACAGUGGGAAUAGUGCUAACCUGGUUGGUGCCUGCAGCCCAGAGAGUGUUGCGUCUUCAAGCACCUUUGAGCACAACAACCCUUAUGCAAACUGUAAUGGCUAUGACUCCUGCCGUUUUGUGAGUCCGGACUCCCAGCAGUCUGGCUUCUCAAGCUCAUUUUUUUCACCUACAUCUGGAUCAGCACUGUCAGAUUUUUCUGGUGGAAGAGAACAAGCUGAACUAUUUUCUCCAAACACUUCAUUCUGUUCUGCAGACUUCCUGCUGAAUCCAUUAGAUCCGUUGAAUGCUUCCAAAAUAAAGAUAAAAAUUGCAGACCUUGGUAAUGCUUGCUGGGUGCACAGACACUUUACUGAAGACAUUCAGACUCGGCAGUAUCGGUCCUUGGAGGUGCUUAUUGGCGCUGGGUAUGGUCCACCUGCUGAUAUGUGGAGUACAGCUUGUAUGGCAUUUGAGCUGGCAACAGGUGACUACCUGUUUGAACCACACUCUGGAGAAGAUUAUACUCGGGAUGAAGAUCACAUAGCACACGUUGUUGAACUUCUUGGGGUAAUUCCUCCCCAUUUUGCACUGUCUGGAAGAUACUCCCGUGAAUACUUCAACAGAAGAGGAGAGCUGAGGCAUAUCAAGAACCUGAAGCACUGGGGCCUGUAUGAUGUGCUAGUGGAAAAAUAUGAAUGGUCUUUGGAGCAAGCAGCUCAAUUCACAGACUUUCUUUUACCAAUGCUGGAAUUUAUUCCUGAGAAGCGAGCCACAGCUGCACAGUGCCUUCAGCAUCCAUGGUUAAAUUCUUAGCACUAUUCUUGCUGUGCAGAAUGACUGGGUAAUGUUUAGAAGAUGAAAAAGAGAGCUACAGCAUGGUACAUUAAAAAAAGAGAGAGAGAUUUUAAGAGACUACUAAAAUGAACAGAUUUUCCAUUGAUGCCCUUGAAGCUGCAGAUCUGUGGAAGGCCUGUAGUUACAUGUGAAGUGGUGGCUUGGAAAACGUACUGAAAAAACAAACAUAGAUGAGUUCUACAAGUCUAUGAAUAGAUAAAGGAGAGUACCACUGAGCAGUGUUAAAGCUUGUUUUAUAUACUACAUGAUAAAGCUGUUUAACUUU